UAGUGCUUUGCGAUUAUUUCACUGAACGCGCGAACGUUUCAUUUUGUCGUUUGUUUUGCUCUGGAAAGUAUUUAAUGCGAGAACGUGUUUUGUAAGCGGAGAGCGACUUCGACUUCUAUAGACAUGUGUAUGGGAAGAGACUACCAAUUACACGUCCUAGUUACGGUGUGGGUUCUCGCUGCCUCGGUGACACGAUCAUACGGACAAGUGUCUGACCCGGGAGGACAUGCAGCGGGCCAGAAGAGAGUGGAUUCAGGUGCUGUCGUGUUCACACACAGUCCCACCCCAGACCCGGAGGGCGAGGCCCAGCCCUUCACCACGGCUCCGCCCCUCAACGUCCCCGGACUCCACCCCGGCCUCCACCCCGGCCUCCGGGGCUUGAGGCUGCAGCAGGCCCUGCUCUCCAAGGACUUCCAGGGAGAGCAGCACUUCUUCAGCCCCACCGUGCCCGGCUCUUACUCUGCCCUGGAGGAGGGGGGGCCAUCCACCCCUGGGGUGCCCCACGAAGACGCCCCUGCCUUCUCAGACAUCGCCACCACCUCCACCGUGGCCGGCACCACCCCCCUGACCCCCCCGGGCCCCACCGCAGCUCUGGCCCUGGCCCAGAAGAAGCUCUCCAAGGAUAGGGGGCGGGGGGAGGAGAGGGGCGCGUCAACCACCCCUGUCACCAAGACCGCUGUUGCCACAGGGAACAGCCACAGUGCCACUGGUCCAGCCUCUGAGGGUGAAGAUGUCGUGGAGACCACAGCCACAGCCACUGUUCUGACCACCUCAGUGGCAGGGGCGAAGGCAGAUGGGCGGGGGGUGAAGAACAACACGGGCGUGUCCAGGAAGCUGACCCCAUCAGGAGAGGGGGAUGAGGGGAGCAUCGUCACCUCCACCAUCACCACCAUGCACACCACAGGUCCUUGCAGUGUGAAUUUCAGCGACCCCGAAGGCUACGUCGAGAUUCCUCAUCACCCUGGAGCCAGGGUGGAGUCUGGAGUGCACUGCACCUACGUUGUGACCGUCUAUCUGGGCUACGGGAUUGAAGUACAGGUGCUCAAUGCCAGCGUGUCCGAGGGGGAGCAGGUGACCCUGGAGGACAUGGGUGGCCGGGAGCCCUCCAUCCUGGCCAACCAGUCGGUCCUGACCAGGGGGCUGGUGCUGCGCAGCUGGAGCAACCAGAUCAACAUCCACUACCGCAGCCAGAGGCCGGCGAAGCGGGGGUCACUACUGCUACGUUACCAGGUGUUUGAGCUGAGCUGUCCCUUACCCAAGGAGCCAGCUAAUGGGGAUGUAUCAGUGAGUCACCUGCAUGCGGGGGGUGAGGCGUACUUCCAGUGUGUGACGGGGUACCAGCUGCAGGGUGCGGCCGUGCUGUCCUGCCGUAACGCCACCAGCCCCUACUGGAGCGGCCGGGAGCCGCGCUGUCUGGCUUCCUGUGGAGGGAUGAUCAAGAAUGCCACGUUUGGACGCAUCGUCUCCCCCGGUUUCCCCGGCAACUACAGCAACAACUUGACGUGUCACUGGGUGCUGGAGGCCCCGCCCGACCACAGACUGCAUGUGCACUUUGAGAAGGUUGCUCUGGCCGAGGACGACGACAGGCUGCUGAUUAAGAACGGGAACAACAUCGACUCCCCCCCGGUGUACGACUCCUACGAGGUGGAGUACCUUCCCAACGAGGGUGUGGUCAGCUCUGGGCGACACCUGUUCGUGGAGUUCACCACCGACGGGACUGUCACCUCCACGGGUGCAGCCGUCAGAUACGAGGCGUUCGCUAAAGGGACGUGCUACAGCCCGUUUGUGAAGUACGGGAACUUCAGCAGCAGCGACCCGGGGUUCGGGGUGGGGGCCGUGGUGGAGUUUGCGUGCGACCCGGGGUACACCCUGGAGCAGGGCUCCAUCAUCAUCGAGUGUGUCGACGUCCAGAACCCCCAGUGGAACGAGACUGAGCCAGCCUGCAGAGCUGUGUGCAGUGGGGAGAUGACGGACUCGGCCGGGGUGGUGUUGUCUCCUAACUGGCCCGAGGCGUACGACAGGGGCCAGGACUGCAUCUGGGGAGUGCACGUGGAGGAGGACAAGAGGAUCCUGCUGGACAUACAAGUUCUUCAUGUGGGCAAGAAUGACCUGCUGACCUUCUACGACGGUGACGAUCUCACGGCCAACAUCCUGGGCCAGUAUAGCGGCUCGAGACCUCGCUUCCGGCUCUACACCUCCAUGGCUGACGUCACCAUCCAGUUCCAGUCCGACCCCGCCACCAAUAUCUACGGAUACAACAACGGUUUUGUCCUCCACUUUUUUGAGGUGCCUAGGAACGACACAUGCUCAGAGCUUCCUGAGAUCACCAGCGGCUGGAAGAGCACCUCCCACCCUGACCUGGUCCACGGCACCGUGGUGACCUACCAGUGUUACCCCGGUUACCAGCUGUCCGGGGCCGAGAUCCUCAUUUGCCAGUGGGACCUAACCUGGAGUGGAGACGUGCCCAGCUGUGAGAAGGUGAUCUCCUGUCCAGACCCAGGCGUGGUGGAGCACAGCCGUAGGGUGGUGCCGCCCCGCCUCCUGGUUGGCUCCACGGUGCAGUACGUCUGCAACAAGGGCUACGUGCUGUCUGGAUCCGGCCUGCUCACUUGCUACAACCGUGACACAGCCAUCCCCAAGUGGAGUGAGAGGCCGCCCAAGUGUGUCCCUGAGCGGUAUGAACCCUGCAGAAACCCGGGAGCUCCCUCCACCGGCAUCCAGAGCCCAGAGCAGGCCUUCUACCAGGCGGGGGAAAGCCUCUCCUUCUCCUGCCGCCCCGGGUACCAGCUGCAGGGGGAGGCCUCCAUCCGCUGUGUCCCUGGACACCCCUCCCAGUGGAGCGCAGCCCCACCUGCCUGCAGGGCGUCGUCUACCAAGUACGUGACCGAGCGGAGGCUGGAUGUGACCAGCGGUGACAACGGUGCCGGAGGAAGCAGCAUCGUCAUGGCCGUCCUGACCCCGGCAGCGGUCGUCUGUGUUGUGGCUCUUGGGGUGUACCUCUACUUAGCAAAACAGGGGAAGUCUCUUCGGAUGCCCUCGUCAUCCUUGCCGCCAUACGACAACAUGACAGAGGAGUCCGACUUUAACAAUCCUGUCUAUGAGACUGUAGUAAGUACGGAUGUCAUGCAUCUACAAGAUGUGGACUCUUACAACACCAUAGUGCUGUCCUGAUCCACCUGCAUCCGCCUGCUCACCCGCCAUCUCAUGUCUCACCACCAGAGGGCGCUGGAGUCCCCUUGCGUGUCACACCCCUGAUCCAGACUGUGGGUCUGGUGAGGAUGUUAGAAAUAGUCCUGCCAGCACAGUUAGAACAUGCACAUCUAACUACACUGCAGUUUAGAAUGAGCAAGAUGAUGAUUUUGCUACAACUGUAGUAUAAUUAUUGAAUGACGGACAGGUCAUGAGAAAUGCAGCAUGUUUGAAUUUCUGUUAGACUGAUGUUAAUUCUGUGUAGGGGGAGUGAUAGAAAGUGAAAGAAAAUUAAACAUGAAACAAGAAAAUGAACAAAAUAAAGAUAGUGUUAAUAAUUGUUAAAUAUUGUUUCAGUGCUGCUAUAUGGAAUUCAUUGGGUCUCACAAGUCUGAUACUAUUUCAGUGAAAUUGAAUCAAAUGUCUUGAAUUGAUCCAGAAGGAAAGGCAAGUCCAUAUUGUGUUUGUAAGACUUUUUAAUAAAUUUUAAAAAGGCACA
Messenger RNA from Hypomesus transpacificus, 3688 nucleotides. RefSeq names its product seizure protein 6-like. The record is from RefSeq and is a predicted model, not a curated record. Gene Ontology annotation, biological process: regulation of dendrite development; synapse maturation. Lineage: Eukaryota; Metazoa; Chordata; Actinopteri; Osmeriformes; Osmeridae. Bases 124 to 3171 code for a protein of 1015 amino acids. The transcript has 16 exons. Gene Ontology annotation, cellular component: endoplasmic reticulum; dendritic spine; neuronal cell body.